GAACGUGGUGUUUUCAUUCUACGCGCCUGGACUCAUCGGGAUUUGGGCUGUACACGCCCGGUCCAAUUCCAAAUCACGGAACGACUCGGGGCCGACGGAGAGAACCGCGCGCGUCGGCCCUUCUUCGACCGUCCUCGGUGGUUCGAGAUUCGGGGCUCUCCCUCUCUGGCUCUGGACCUGGGUAGGCACGACACGCACUCGCCACUAUAAAAUGUAUCUCUGGGCGACGCUCUGUCUCCAUCGUCCUUCCUGCGACAAGCUACCAAUCCUCUACAACCACUCAAGCCUCCUCUCAGUUGACACACUGCAAUGGCUUUCUACGGAUCCGCUGUCAUCCCCGUCCCAUCCCCAUCGCGGUCGCGGUCCCCGUCACUCACGAUCUUCGCGUCGACACCAGAGCCUAUGAACCAUAAGCGGAACUCCUUGACGCACGUCUUGCACAAGAUCCUCCAUCCACAUCAGUCACCGCGCGAGGUCGAGGUCCAGGCACCUGCCAAACCCACGACGAGGCAUUCGCAUCCCAGUUCGGAAUACCCUGUAAACUGCCUCUCAUUUACAUGAGGGCGGAACGAACCGAAGAAAAGAAAUCCAAUAUUCAUGGAAUGACCCACUAGACUGUAGAUAUCUGUAUGACACCUGUGCAAUCUGAG
Mycena citricolor is the source of this 650-nucleotide messenger RNA. NCBI's taxonomy places the organism in Eukaryota, Fungi, Basidiomycota, Agaricomycetes, Agaricales, Mycenaceae. The record is from the annotation of a GenBank genome assembly.